This is a messenger RNA of Electrophorus electricus (electric eel), 2581 nucleotides long. RefSeq lists its product as uncharacterized. The record is from RefSeq and is a predicted model, not a curated record. NCBI's taxonomy places the organism in Eukaryota, Metazoa, Chordata, Actinopteri, Gymnotiformes, Gymnotidae. Gene Ontology annotation, biological process: positive regulation of translation; positive regulation of cell size.
ACGUGCAACAGCCACUGAAAACUGCGAGGCAGGAAGAGUGAAGGAAGGAGAGGAAAUCGGAGGCCCUCGGCCAAACCCGAUGGGAUAGGAGCGAAGGAAACGCAGGCGUGCUCAUGCAGGCAGAGGGGGCGAGGCAGAAACACGCACAGGGAUAACAUCAGAAAUCAGCACUGACGGGAAACAGUGGGUGGGGGGGUCUGAGCUGAGGAAAAAAAAAGUUUUAAGGUUGGGGGAGCAGGGGGACUCGUACAAGAAAAACAUCCAGCGGGAGCAGCGAGGGUUGGACUCGGGUGGGAAGGGCGACUCUGUGCAGGAAUCUCGCUAUGGAACUACGCAACUGCUUCCAUCAUGUUUUGAGAUACCAGGAGGCUCAGGGAGCGCUGCCUUCCACAGCACACUGGGUCACGUCGCUGCUGGCUCCAGCAUGGUCCACAGACGCACGCCGAGAUGGGAUGUUCUAGAAAGCCUGGAAAAUAAGUUCCCAUUAAGCUUUAGACCGGAGGAGCACAACAGGAUGAGUUCCUAUGGAUUUAAACAUUCCUUCCGGAAUGGAUACAGUCACCAUUCCAGGUUGUCUCUCGCAACUUUGGAGUGCCCCACGCAGCUAGUUACAGCUGGCCAAAGCUGUCGUACGAAGUCCAGCCGUUUGAGGUGGGGCAAGUGGCAGAGGCCGGAUCUACUACACAACAGCGCCUCUGUGAGGGAGCGCUUGAGAGAAUGCAGCUUUGUGGCCAACCUUCACCAGACCCGCACACCCCUCCCCUCAAAGAAAUGUGCUCUGGAGGUGCCGACACAGUUCACAGGUCAGAGAAACUGUGGGGAGCCUGUUUGCGUGGUGGAGCAACAGUCCGACUCUGUUACAGAGCCACUGGCGUCCGUCUUGCACACGGAGGCAAGCCGGCACACCCUUGACAAACCCAACAGCCUGGACAGCACCAAACCGAAUUUCCCAAAGUCAAUGGGACAUGUAGCAGAAACGGCUGGCGCUGUGCAUGAUGUUAUCUUCUCUACGGAAGUCCCUUACAACACCACGGUCAACCGCUGUAAGAGCUGCUCGCGUUCGGAUUCUGCCGGAGUGGAGACACAAAAUGUGCCCGGCACCGGAGGUCAGGGUGGUGAAACCUGCGCUUUUGGCAUGAAGAAAACGACCUGUGUUCUCCAGGACCAGAUCCGUAGGGUGGUCGUGAAUCUUGAGGAAGUCCUUCGUGGCCUGAAGGAAGUCGAACUGGAAAUGAAGGAGGUGGUCAUGCAGAUUGACAAGCUGACGAUCAAUAUUGAACUAGGAGAGGACGACACCCGAGGUGCUUCUGGAGACUGUAGCUUCAGCAGGAAAGCAUCUGCUGUGGAGAAACACACGAGCGCCAAGAUCCACCAGGUCCAAGACAUUGCUGCACACCCAGACAGCCUGUGCCGUAAUCUGCCAACGGUGCAGAGGGACACAAAAAUGCUCCAGGCAUCUAGUGAGACCCAGGCUGAGUGGAAAGGCAGUCCUCGGGGGCCCCCACCAGCAUACCCAAAGCCACAUUCAGGCUCGAACACUUUUGUGCCGAAACCCGAACGCGUCGCCACCAGGUUGCUUUGCAACGGACCCAAAUCAGAGGUCUCUGGAGGGCUUCAUAGCAGGAAGCCUCCUCCUUACCCCUUCAGCAGCAGAGCUAGGAGACCAAAAAAAGGGGAGGAGCUGGACCUGAAACCCCUCUCUCACUCAGGCAAGCGAAGACUGCUCUCCACCACCGUAUGAUCGGGCAGCAGCCUCAGGGCAGCUAGGGGGAUAUUACUUACCUGGUUUGUAAAAAGCCGGUAUCCAAGGUGACGUGCGCUGUGAAAUAAGUACGGUCUAAAAGUCCCGGCAUGGUGUCAACUGACUCAAAGUCUCGCGAUUCAAAGGCGACUCGCUCUGUGUGGUGCAUGUGAUGAAUAGGGACCCUGGUGGGUUCAACACCACGUUCAGCAGUGCUGUUUUAACCCAUGGGCUGUGGAACAGUGCUGGAGGGGGAAAAAAAAAACAAAACGUCGGAGGUACGACUGUAGACAGAAGACUGAUGGAGGUUAGGCCAAGCCUUAAGAGACAGCAGGAACAAAUCACACUUCCACUGCUUAUCCGUUACAGGGUUUUAUUUGUACCGAUAUCCCCACUGUGCUCAACUUACAGUAAAUUAUUCAUUAAUAAUAAUCAUUGAUUCCUUGAUUCCUUAGUCCGUUUGAACAAGUUUAAGUUUUGGGAAGAAAUAAACAUUGUGCAUGAGAUAAGGGCUAGAUGCUCAUACUGCAUUGAGUAUAUCACCCUCUUGUGGGGUGUAGGGCUCAACACUUACUGCAACAUUUAUUUAUUUAUUUAUUUAUUUAUUUAUUUUAGUGGGGUGAGUUAAGAAUAGCUGACUGCUCUAAAGUUCCUAACAGGUAUAUAGUGUUCAUUCUGUAACAGUCUGUCACCACAAUGCAGGGCUCUUCUCUCAUAUGGAGUCCAACCGGUGAUUUUAGGUUUACCGUCUACUCAAGAUUAAUUAACUAACACACACCUGAAGAAACUCUGAGAUGACACAGAAAAAAAAAAGGUGAUGCAGUAUUCUAAGAUUUUCUG